Molecule: messenger RNA, 459 nt
Organism: Penicillium arizonense
Lineage: Eukaryota; Fungi; Ascomycota; Eurotiomycetes; Eurotiales; Aspergillaceae
Product: mitochondrial fission 1 protein
Exons: 4
Coding region: 1-459 (152 amino acids)
Biological process (GO): autophagy of mitochondrion; peroxisome fission; mitochondrial fission
Cellular component (GO): peroxisomal membrane; mitochondrial outer membrane
Molecular function (GO): protein binding
Source: RefSeq, a predicted model, not a curated record
AUGUCCAACCUCCCAUAUGCCGCAGAUGCGGAAAGUCCCUUGAAGCCCGCCGAACUACAGGUCCUCCGGGCACAGUACGAGAAAGAAGGCGACUAUGUCGGAAUCCAGACAAAGUUCAACUACGCAUGGGGUCUGAUCAAAUCCAACGCUCGGUCCGAGCAACAAGAAGGCGUUCGCCUUCUGUCCGAGAUCUUCCGCGGAGCCCCAGAACGCCGACGUGAAUGUCUAUACUACCUAGCACUUGGCAACUUCAAGCUUGGGAACUACGGCGAGGCCCGUCGAUACAACGAUCUGCUCCUCGAGAAAGAGCCCGCAAACCUGCAAGCCGCCAGCCUCGGGUCACUCAUUGAUGAUAAGGUCGCCAAGGAAGGUCUGAUGGGCAUUGCCAUCGUUGGUGGCUUAGCGGUUGCAGCAGGAGUGGUUGGUAGUCUGAUUGUCAAGGGAGCCAGAAGACGGUAA